Messenger RNA from Sesamum indicum (sesame), 1575 nucleotides. RefSeq names its product 3-isopropylmalate dehydrogenase, chloroplastic. Gene Ontology annotation, molecular function: NAD binding; magnesium ion binding; isocitrate dehydrogenase (NAD+) activity. NCBI's taxonomy places the organism in Eukaryota, Viridiplantae, Streptophyta, Magnoliopsida, Lamiales, Pedaliaceae. Gene Ontology annotation, cellular component: mitochondrion. Gene Ontology annotation, biological process: tricarboxylic acid cycle; isocitrate metabolic process. The record is from RefSeq and is a predicted model, not a curated record.
AGUAGGUUCAUUUUAUGUAUAGUGGCUGACUUUGACCUCUCAAUUGCUCAAAGGACAACUCUUGUUUUACAUAUUGUAGUUGAUAGAAGAAGAUUGAAGAAUCAAGGUUAGGCCCAUAACCGGAAGCCACAGUCGCGAAUGGCGUCACAAAUCGUAAGACGACUCGCUCGGAGCGGAGCCUAUGCUGGAAUCUUCUCCUCCCCCAACCCUACUUUCCUAGAUCGGACCUUUUCUUCCGCCGCUUCCGGUUCCAAUCUGAUCCGAGCCACUCUCUUCCCAGGAGAUGGCAUCGGCCCUGAGAUCGCCCAAUCGGUUAAGCAGGUAUUUAGAGUUGCUGAAGUGCCAAUUGAAUGGGAAGAACACUUUGUUGGGACAGAGAUAGAUCCUAGAACUCAGAGUUUUCUAACAUGGGAAAGUCUUGAAUCUGUGAGAAGAAACAAAGUUGGUUUAAAAGGGCCAAUGGCCACACCGAUUGGGAAAGGUCAUCGGUCCCUUAACCUUACCUUGAGGAAAGAGCUCAAUCUGUACGCCAAUGUCAGACCUUGUUACAGCCUACCUGGAUACAAGACGAAAUAUGAUGAUGUAGAUCUCAUUACUAUUCGUGAGAACACAGAAGGAGAAUACAGUGGACUUGAACAUCAAGUGGUAAGGGGUGUUGUUGAAAGUCUCAAAAUCAUUACACGCCAAGCAAGUCUGAGAGUUGCAGAGUAUGCUUUUCACUACGCCAAGACCCACGGACGAGAAAGAGUAUCUGCAAUACAUAAAGCCAACAUCAUGCAGAAAACUGAUGGUCUUUUCCUUAAGUGUUGUCGUGAAGUUGCAGAAAAGUACCCGGAAAUAGUUUAUGAAGAAGUAGUGAUCGACAAUUGCUGUAUGAUGCUUGUGAAGAAUCCAUCACUUUUUGAUGUUCUUGUGAUGCCUAAUCUCUAUGGUGACAUAAUAAGUGACCUUUGUGCUGGUUUGAUUGGGGGCUUAGGCUUAACUCCAAGUUGCAAUAUUGGUGAGGGGGGGAUUGCUCUUGCUGAGGCCGUACAUGGUUCUGCACCUGAUAUUGCAGGAAAGAAUUUGGCAAAUCCAACUGCUUUGCUUCUGAGUGCUGUCACUAUGCUGCGCCAUUUGGAUCUGCACGAUAAAGCUGAUAAAAUCCAGGAUGCUGUUUUGAAGACGAUUGCUGAAGGGAAGUACAGAACAGGUGAUCUUGGCGGUAAAUCAACAACAACAGAUUUCACCAAGGCAAUCUGCGAUCACCUCUGAAAUUGUGGAUCGGCAUAUGUACAUUUUAACUUAUUUGCAUUCAGCUCAACAGGAGUUUGUUGAGAUGUUUCUUUCAACACAAUUUCAUACAAUCAGAAUUAGUCUGUGAAGCAUAUUCCUUCACCUUGAUGAUUUACCAUUACCAGAGGAUCUUCCAGCAAUUUUGCUCGAUGAAGCCAAUAAGACACGGCCCUGUUCAAUUAAUUCUGGGGUGGCAAUGCAGCCUGCCUGGUCUCUUGUAGUUGGUUCAGAGUUUUACAUGCUUUUCCUCUUAAGAGCUCCUAUCUUUAUUUUCUCCCCAAAAACGGGAAAAAAAAAAAA